This is a messenger RNA of Trichomycterus rosablanca, 1060 nucleotides long. RefSeq names its product isoaspartyl peptidase/L-asparaginase. The coding region runs from base 58 to 990 and encodes 310 amino acids. Lineage: Eukaryota; Metazoa; Chordata; Actinopteri; Siluriformes; Trichomycteridae. The transcript is spliced from 7 exons. The record is from RefSeq and is a predicted model, not a curated record. Gene Ontology annotation, molecular function: beta-aspartyl-peptidase activity; asparaginase activity. Gene Ontology annotation, cellular component: cytoplasm.
CGGAAGGGGGCGGGACUUGGAGUCUUGUUUACUAUCAGCCGGAGCUGGUGGUUUGUGAUGAUGAAGGUGGUGAUGGUGGUGCACGGCGGCGCGUGGGCCAUACCCGACGAUCUGGCCGAGCCCUCGGUGGCGGGGGUGAAGGCUGCUGUCAGGACAGGAAGUGCCAUUCUGAGAGGAGGGGGGAGCGCGCUGGACGCCGUCGAAGCCGCCGUUAGGAUGAUGGAGGACGAUCCGGCUUUCGAUGCAGGUCACGGCGCCGUGCUGAAUGAGGAUGGAGAGGUGGAGCUGGACGCCUUCAUCAUGGAGGGAAGGACGCUCGGGGCCGGGGCCGUUUCUUCAGUCAGGAACAUCGCUAACCCGGUUAGCCUCGCCCGCGCUGUGAUGGAAAAGACCCAUCACGUCAUGCUGACGGGCCGAGGAGCGAACCUGUUCGCCGAGAGCAUCGGAACUCCUACUGUCCCGGCGGAGGCGCUGGUGCUGGAGCAGGAGAUACAGGAGUGGAGGCGCUAUAAGAAGUACGCCGUCGGUGUCAGAGAACUCUUCAACUCACACUGGGACCGUGACACCGUCGGCGCCGUGGCUCUGGACGCUUUUGGAAACAUCGCCUGUGCCACUUCGACGGGGGGAAUCAGAAACAAAAUGGUGGGACGAGUCGGAGAUUCUCCCGUUAUAGGAUCGGGCGGAUACGCCGACAAUAAAAGCGGUGCGGCGUCCUGUACCGGCCACGGCGAGUCCAUCCUGAAGGUCACCUUAGCCCGACUCAUCCUCUUCCACAUGGAACAAGGGAAGUCGGUGGAUGAGGCGGCACGUUCCUCGCUGCGGUACAUGGGCGAGCGGGUUCAGGGUGGCGGAGGAGCCGUCGUCGUGUCGCCCACCGGAGACUGGAGCGCCGCGUUCACCACCGAGCGCAUGGCCUGGGCCGCCGUCCAUGAGGAACAUCUGUACUACGGUUUAAAUCCUGAUGAGAGAUUUCAGGAGGAUCUGCUGUGAGAUGUUUGUCAUAUUCGUCACGUUUUUAAUGUUGUUCUCACCUAAAAAUAAAAUCUAAAUAUUGUUUAAA